Lacerta agilis (Sand lizard) is the source of this 1308-nucleotide messenger RNA. It is a transcript of the gene RFXAP, whose product is annotated as regulatory factor X associated protein. The record is from RefSeq and is a predicted model, not a curated record. NCBI's taxonomy places the organism in Eukaryota, Metazoa, Chordata, Lepidosauria, Squamata, Lacertidae. The coding region runs from base 185 to 931 and encodes 248 amino acids. Gene Ontology annotation, biological process: regulation of transcription by RNA polymerase II. The transcript is spliced from 3 exons. Gene Ontology annotation, cellular component: nucleus.
CCUUCUCCGCGCGUGCGUGGCGCCCGUUUGCUGUUACUGUGGCAGCCGAGGGGCCCUGCGGGAGCCCCUGGCUGCGAGGCCUGCCGGAGGGACGGAGCCUUCCGGGAACACGAGCGGCAGCUCGGCCGCUUUCUCCUCGUCGUCCCCUUCCCCCUCCCCGCCGCAGUCGCUCACGCUGCUGGUGAUGCAGCCCUGCGGCGGGGACGGGGAAGCGGUGGGCGCCUUGCUGCAGCCUCAGCAGCCGCCGUCGCGGGGGGCCUCGGAGGCGCCCUCGGGCCUCAUGGUCUUCUACGAGCUGGGCCCCGCAGCGAGCGACGCGGACGGCGACGGGGGCGGAGGCGACAGCGCAGGCAGCCCCGGCGGAGGACUGGAGGAUCUGGACGACGAGGACGAGGGCGGCGCCCAGUCGGGAGGAGGAGGAGGAGGAGGCGGAGGAGGAGGCGGCUGCAAGAGCUGCACCUACGAAGGCUGCAGCGAGACCACCACUCAAGUGGCCAAGCAGCGCAAGCCCUGGAUGUGCAAGAGGCACCGCAACAAGAUGUACAAGGACAAGUACAAGCGCAAGAAGAGCGACCAGGCCUUGGGGGGCGGGGGCGGUGGAAAUGGAGGAGGAGGAGGAGGAGGAGGCGCCCCUUGCUCUGCCACAGCCGCUGCCACCGCCGCCGCGCAGGCUGGACCUGGGAUCUCUCCCGGAUGCAGCGGGAGAAUUGAGGAUUGCACUGAAAGUCCAGUUUCCAUAUCAAAGCAAAGAACAGGAAACAUUGGUGAUCGGCCAGCAAAACCUACACUUUUGGAACAAGUGUUGAACCAGAAAAGACUGUCACUUCUGAGAAGUCCAGAAGUUGUACAUUUUCUCCAGAAACGACAGCAGCUAUUAAGUCAACAAGCAUUGGAGCAAAGGCAGCAACAGUUUCCGGGAGCACCAGUGUGAGGAUGGGAGUGUUGUUCAAAUACCCUCAGCUCAGUUUCAUGUUGGAAUGGUGGAUGAAGGAAAGAAGUUGACUAACAGAGGCCUACAAGCUGCUCUAGCUGUUUUAUGCUGUGGUUUUACUUUGUUUAUUGGACAAGUAAGAAAACCUAUUUGGUUCCCCCCCCCCCAAUUUAUUUAUUUGUAAUUGUUUUUGUUAGCUUUGAUAAAUCUUCUCUCCGUCCACUGAAGCCUUCUGUUAAUAUUUUGGAAGCCAAGUUUUAGUGUUCUGGGAGAGAGAAAUUAAUAGAUCAAAUAAAAACCAAUUUAAUUAUUUUAAUGUUUUACUAUGUGAAAUUUUUUAAUAUCUUGCAUAAAGUUAUUCUUCGAUGACAGUCAUU